This is a messenger RNA of Paracoccidioides lutzii Pb01, 519 nucleotides long. RefSeq lists its product as hypothetical. The record is from RefSeq and is a predicted model, not a curated record. The transcript is spliced from 2 exons. Bases 1 to 519 code for a protein of 172 amino acids.
AUGCAAUUCAAACUCCUCACCAUCCUGGCUCUCACCUCGUCUUUUGUCGUAGCUGACGAGGUUGCUGGCCGUGAUCUUCAAGACGAACUUAACUCCAUCGGCGCCGGUAUCGUCUCACAAGUGAAAGGCAACAUCGACUCAUUUGCAACCAUCCUCGCCAGCAUCCCAUCAGAUGUUAUGUCCGUCCUCAUUACCGCCGUUCCUCAGCCUACCGGCACUAACCUCAGCGGCUACUUCGACUCCCUCAUCAGCGAUGUCAAGGACGGCAACCCUCCGGCCUGGUACACCGGCCUUCCCGAUAAUGCUAAGAUGUUCCUCAGUUCUAAGGCCUCUCAGCUAGCUACUGCAGUUCCCACCGACACUGGUCCCACAGCAACUGGCAACGCCGCAACAACGACUGGCGCCAAACCGACCUCAAGCGCUCAACCAAAUGGAAAUGCUCCAGCCAGGCCAGCAGGUGCCAUUCUGGGCGGCAUUGCUGGCGUAGCUGGUGUGCUUGGUCUAGCUGUCCUGCUGUAA